AUGGCGACACCCCCUCGUGUAUCUCCCUCCGAUGUGUCUAGUCCUCCUCGCAAUACUGAGAAUCCUUACAUACAACCCAUUAAUUCUCGAAUCCCUUCCUCUCAGUCUCGUGCUCCGGUCAAUCCCACUUCUACGAGCAUACAGCCUAUGGCCACUCGUAAACGUCAUGGUAUUGUGAACCCAUCAAUAAACUCAAACUUUAUAUUGACUCCUCUUCCUUACCCAUUUUGUUUGAAAAUCUUGGGUACAAAACCCAGGCAUCCCCUUAGAUCGUUGAUGUUUUACGGCUUACCUCUCACAUGUUGGUCUACAGUGUGGCGUGGGACACUAUAUUGUUUACUUUUCUUAGUUGAAAAAAGUUAUCGACCAUUAGAACAUCCACGAUGGUGAGUUCAAUGAGAGAGUUGAAUGGGAUGACAAGUCUAUGUGUCAUUCAAUGGAUGAAACUCUACCAGUGUGAGAUGUCACCUUGACAUUCAAUGGAUUUGGAAUUCAAUGACCAUUGAACUCUUUAAUGGGAAAAAAAGAAGGUUUUUAAUUCUUAAAUAUAUACUAUAAAUUACAUUUUAUAACAUUCUAUUGAACUUUGUAGAGUUCAAUGCAUUGUAGGAAAAAAAUAAUAGAGUUGUAUGAAUUGUAGAAACAUGAUGUGGCAAUCCAUUGAACUAUAUGGAGUUCAAUGUAUUGUGGAUAUCCUUAGUUUAAUUUGACAAAUGCUAUUAAAUAAAAUGAGAAUUAAGCAAUGCAGUUUAUAAAUCAGGAACCUUGGUCACUGAGAAAGUGACAUCAUGUGUCAUAAGAGAAGAUAGCAGCUCAUCAGUUGACUGAUGCCACAGGCUCUCUUGGUUACAACCCUGAAACCCUUCAAUGCUGUGUGGUUCCUCAUUCAUUGUUGAUUUUGGCAAUGGGUCAAAUAUUGCAUCUGACAAUUGGUUCCUG
This is a messenger RNA of Lactuca saligna, 939 nucleotides long. The record is from the annotation of a GenBank genome assembly. NCBI's taxonomy places the organism in Eukaryota, Viridiplantae, Streptophyta, Magnoliopsida, Asterales, Asteraceae.